AUGCUGCUGCUGGCGGCCGCCUUCCUUGUGGCCUUCGUGCUGCUGCUCUACAUGGUGUCGCCGCUCAUCAGCCCCAAGCCCCUCGCGCUGCCCGGGGCGCAUGUGGUGGUGACGGGAGGCUCCAGUGGCAUCGGGAAGUGCAUCGCUAUCGAGUGUUUCAAACAGGGAGCGUUCAUCACGCUGGUUGCACGCAACGAGGAGAAGCUGCUGCAGGCCAAGAAAGAAAUCGAAAAGCACUCGAUUAACGACAAGCAGGUGGUGCUUUGCAUUUCUGUCGAUGUUUCUCAAGACUACAGCCAAGUAGAGAAUGUGAUCAAACAAGCUCAGGAGAAACUGGGUCCGGUGGACAUGCUCGUGAACUGUGCAGGGAAGGCGAUUUCAGGGAAAUUUGAAGAGCUGGAAGUUAGUAGUUUUGAAAGGCUCAUGAGCGUCAACUACCUGGGCAGCGUGUACGCCAGCCGCGCGGUCAUCACCACCAUGAAGGAGCGGCGCGUGGGCAGGAUCGUCUUUGUGUCCUCCCAGGCUGGACAGCUCGGCUUGUUUGGCUUCACGGCCUACUCCUCGUCCAAGUUCGCCUUGAGAGGACUGGCCGAAGCGCUGCAGAUGGAGGUGAAGCCAUAUAACGUGUACGUGACCGUGGCCUACCCACCCGACACAGACACCCCUGGGCUGGUGGAGGAGAACAAGACGAAGCCUUUAGAGACCCAGCUUAUUUCAGAGACCACAUCCCUCUGCAGACCAGAGCAGGUGGCCAAACAGAUCGUCAGAGACGCCAUACAAGGAAAUUUUAACAGCACCAUUGGCGCGGAUGGGUACAUGCUCUCGUCCCUGACCUGUGGGAUGGCCCCCGUCACCUCCAUCACUGAAGGCCUCCAGCAGGUGGUGACCAUGGGCCUCUUCCGCAUAAUCGCCUUGUUCUACCUGGGCAGCUUCGACAGCAUCAUCCGGCGCUGCAUGAUGCAGAGAGCAAAGGCCAAGGUGGCCGACAAGACGGCCUGA
Elephantulus edwardii (Cape elephant shrew) is the source of this 999-nucleotide messenger RNA. It is a transcript of the gene KDSR, whose product is annotated as 3-ketodihydrosphingosine reductase. Bases 1 to 999 code for a protein of 332 amino acids. Gene Ontology annotation, cellular component: endoplasmic reticulum membrane. Gene Ontology annotation, molecular function: 3-dehydrosphinganine reductase activity. NCBI's taxonomy places the organism in Eukaryota, Metazoa, Chordata, Mammalia, Macroscelidea, Macroscelididae. Gene Ontology annotation, biological process: sphingolipid biosynthetic process. The transcript is spliced from 10 exons. The record is from RefSeq and is a predicted model, not a curated record.